AGUAGUAGCAGUAGUAGCAGUAGUGGUAGUAGUGGUAGAAGUAGCAACAGCAGCAGUAGUAGUAGUAGUAGUAGCAGUAGUAGUAGUAGUAGUAGUAGUAGUAGUAGUAGUAGUAGUAGUAGUAGUAGUAGUAGUAGUAGUAGUAGUAGUAGUAGUAGUAGUAGUAGUAGUAGUAGUAGUAGUAGUAGUAGUAGUAGUAGUAGUAGUAGAAGUAGUAGCAGUAGUAGUAGUAGUAGUAGUAGUAGUAGUAGUAGUAGUAGUAGUAGUAGAAGAAGUAGAAGUAGUAAUAGUAGUAGUAGUAGUAGUAGUUGCUGUUGUAGAAGUAGUAGUAGUAAAAGUAGUUGUAGUAGUAGUAUGAGAAGUAGUAGUAGUAGUAGUAGUAGUAGUAGUAGUAGUUGUAGUAGUAGUAGUAGAAGUAGUAGUAGUAGUAGUAGUAGUAGUAGUAGUAGUAGUAGUAGUAGUAGUAGUAGUAGUAGUAGUAGUAGUAGUAGUAGAACUAGUAGUAGUAGUAGUAGUAGUAGUUGUUGUUGUAGUAGUAGUAGUAGUAGUAGUAGUAGUAGU
This is a messenger RNA of Dreissena polymorpha, 561 nucleotides long. RefSeq lists its product as uncharacterized. Lineage: Eukaryota; Metazoa; Mollusca; Bivalvia; Myida; Dreissenidae. The record is from RefSeq and is a predicted model, not a curated record. The transcript is spliced from 2 exons. The annotation marks the transcript as partial.